AUGCGCGUAGUUUUCCUCUUCUUGUUCGGCCUUUUGGCUUCAACUGCCGCAAAUUUGGUCGAAGAAGAUGUGGACGAUGAGACGGAUUGGGAUAUAUCUUUGGAGGGCGGUGAUCGUGGCUUGAUUCUAAACUCGCAGGCCAAAAAGGCCGUCAGGAACUUUAUGGAACAAAUGCCCUGCGGUUGGCCUGAUCUUGGCGUUCCUCCGCUAGCUCCCUACACUAAUGCGGAAUUGAAUUUGAAAGCUAGCAAUUCUGUGGUCGAAUCUUUACUCCAGUUAAUUCGUUUACGUGUGGAUGGCUUGGAUCGCAUGGACAUUAAGACAAUGAAAGUUAGCUAUACUUUCAAGAAAAAAGUUAAAUACCACUUUGUCUUCCGGGAGCUGAAGGCCACUGCUUAUAACUACAAUACAGAUACAUUCAUUGAUCUGCUAAAUCAACUGGGCUUAUCAGUGGGUUACCUGGGUUCAGGCCCAUUAGAGUUUGCACUGAAAGAUCUCUCCAUUCAAGGACAAUUCAAGUAUAAGAUGCCAUUCCUUUGGGGCUCCAUUAAGAUUUAUAAGUUCGAGGCGAAGGUCACUCUAGGUGGCGUGAACUCUAACAUUGGCGGUCUAUUGGGUGAUGGGAAAUUGAAUCAGCUCAUCAACGAUCAGAUAGAAACAAUCAUUCCCAAUUACAUUAAUAGCAAUCAAAAUGAAAUUAGUGAGAAGAUUGAAAAUAUAGUAGCGCCGCGUGUCAAUGCCUAUUUAAAGGGACACAAAAUUUGGUGGUUGUUGAGUCAAAUGUUUAAAUCGACGAAUAAAUGUUCUCCAACGCCGGCGCCGUGGCUGGCAUGGGAGAAGAAUGCUGUAAAAGCUUGAUUUGAAAAAUAUUUUGGACAAAAGAGUUAAGCAAGAAUAUAAAAUAAACUUGAAUGCAUAAAAAC
This is a messenger RNA of Rhagoletis pomonella (apple maggot), 923 nucleotides long. RefSeq lists its product as uncharacterized. Bases 1 to 858 code for a protein of 285 amino acids. The transcript is spliced from 3 exons. Lineage: Eukaryota; Metazoa; Arthropoda; Insecta; Diptera; Tephritidae. The record is from RefSeq and is a predicted model, not a curated record.